UUGCCUGUUCUGAGAACACUUGAGUCUAAGAAUCAGACGGUAGAAAGUUGUGGUGAAAUUUGUAUCCAAAUUUUGUGUACGUGCGAAAGGAAGGUUGCAUUUAUAUUUGAUUUCUACUCAUACACCGUGGACAUAUAACAGCGUCUUUUAAUAUUCAGACGCCCGAGAUCGAGAUUGACAAGUUAACCCUUUGCCCGCCGCCAGUACCACACAGGCCGAUGAACAGCAUGGCCAAAUUGUUGAGCCGCACUCGUCUCGUUAGCUACCUGCCGGGUCUGAAGUCCCUCCAGCAGCGAGCAGCCCUCGUCUGCACCCCCAGGGCGGGCUUCUCUUGCAGCAGUGCCGAAAGCGAACAAAACACUGAAGAUGUGCAGUGCAUAGCGCGUUCGUCGGGAAUUUCCGACGCCGACCUUGGCCCCGUGGGCCCGCCCAAUCCUCAGUUCCCGCUGCCUGGCAACACGGGAUUCGCAUCUCAGGCUGGCGCUCACAGCGCCUCGUUCGUUCCGGUUGCCCGCAGAGUGGUGCCCGACAUCCUCACCCGAGCGCUGCCGCAGGACCGACACGCCGGCGUUCUGGCCCAGUUUGUGAAUACAGCGUCAGAGGAACAUGAUCUCCCGGAUGAAACCAAAGACAAGGAAUCCUUCAAGGACCACCCUCAGGCCCUGGAGUGCAUCGCCCAAGACUGCCCAGAGAACCUCAGAAAAGAUUUUCUGGGCUUGUUCCCCGGGGUGCGUCUGGAGAGUUCGGCGAAGCUGACCGUAGUGACCCUCUGCCAACGGACCAAGAACAACAUGACCGGCUGGAGCAACGAGGUGGAGGAGGAGCGAAACGAACUCAUGGAAAACUUUUUUGAGAGUGCCAAAGAGAUGUGCAGAGUGCUGUCCGAAGCGGGUUACUGGGCCGACUUCAUUGAUCCAUCAUCGGGCCAAGCCUUCCUUGGCGACCCCAACCCAAACACCACCCUCCUCGAGACGGACGAGAGGUUUCGCUCGCUGGGUUUCGAGAUCGAGGACCUCGGAUGCUGUAAAUGCAUCCGGCAUUCUGUGUGGGGCACCCACGCGUUCGUCGGGACGAUCUUCACUAACGCCCCGCCCGACUGCAAGCUAAUAUCGAGCAUUCUCAAGGACUGAAAUGAAAAUACCGAUGUGCAUUGAUGGUGCAUGUAAUGUGUACUUUGCAGGGGAGCUGCUAAUCACUGGCAGAACGGGGUACCAGCUACAGUGUCAUGAGAUACAUACUGGGGUUGACUGGUUUACGUCUGAUUUGUGCUGAGCAUCUCUAUGCAGUAUUGUCGUCUUAGCAAUACUGUGAGAUCUAGGCUGAAAUGUCAGUGAUACUGAGGGCAGGAUGCUGUCACUGUGAAAAAAUAGAAUAUGACAUAAUACCCACGGUGCCCCCAUUCUAUUUUUAGCUGCAGCACACACAUACAUAUGUACUGGUACAUGUUCGUUUUUUAAACCAUCAGUCUGAUUAAAGUUGUGGAAAAGUGGAGUUCAGUUUACAAAAUAAUACGACGAAAAAUUGACAUACUGUUUGGAACUCUUAUUCAAGUUUAGGAAUCUGGAAAGAAGAGCUGUUUUUAAUGUCCCAUUUUUGUGCAGAUUUGCGGAGGCUGGCAAUACUUCUCGAAAAUCAGCAGAUUAAGUUUGGAAAAUUUGAGCCAAUCUCAGAAAAUUUCAGAGAUUUUAGUCAUUUGAUUUUAGUCAUGUGACCGUUGUGGCUGCUGGACUGAAGAUAUCUCUCGGCAGCAUUUAUGGUCUGGUGGAGUGGUAACCAGACUAUUGCGAGAUCAGGAACAGAGCAUGCAGAUAAAAGUGUUACACCACAGAAAGUUGGCUCACUUGUGGUUACGGCUGAAAGUUACCAGCUGUGCUCACUGUGCACAUUUCUGCCAGGAAAUAUGAAACAGAUUGAAGUAAAAACUGCAGUUAAUUUUUAGUCACUGUUGGAUAAAUUAUACCUCAGAAUUCACAAGACCACCAAGAAUGGACAUUUCCCCCCUUAAUUCCUGCUGAUUGGCCGACAGUGGUAUGGCGAGUGUGAAACCUUGUGCAGAUUAUUUGUGACCUGUUCCCAUGAAGUCCAGACAGAUCAGUUAAUUAAAAACAAAUCAAAGUUUGACAUGUUUAGUUCUCAAGUGAAUUCAGCUUUCCAGUUGGUUUUCUUUUUCACCUUCUCCCAAGAGACGGCUCUCAUUUUGCCUACAACUUGCAUGGGCUGCCAGAGUUCGGUUGGUUUUUUUAAAUUUUACCUCCAAUUCGUUUAAAUUCUAAUGGACAAUUGUCCUAGUGGUUGUGUUUUCAUUUUAGUAUUUAUUAGUACGCGUAUUGUUACCGGUAUUCAUUUAAACAAAACCACCGGGACAGUUGUCCAUUUGAAUGUAAAUGAAUUAACUGGGCCUUUAAGCUUACGUAGUGGUUCUUUCCUCGCUUCCCACCUUUUUGUGGGUUUUCACCAGAAUAUUUUUCUGGGGUUUUCCUCCCACCUCUAAACACUGUAACUUCAUCUCAUUGUCUCCUCUCUACAGGUUUCUUCAGGCUUUUGAGCGACUGUGCCCAGGGCACUUUUGAGGAAUCCAUGGUUUCAUUACCAGGGAGACUUAAAUAAAUCAAAAAUAAAAUAAUGUUCUGAUCACUGCGUGGGAUUUUUGACACUUUACUUUGUACCAACGGCCAACCAUAGAUACAGCAGCCACUUGUAGGAGAAACACAUCUGUGAGGUCAAAAGAGCAGAACCUUUACAACAAGUAGGGAUUUAGACCCUAAGCGUUUUUGCUUUGUGCUACUUUGUCUGGCCUGGAUUUUGUGGGAACAAGUCAUAAUUUACAUGUAUAUUGGUAUCAUAUUCCAAGAACUUGUUUCCCGGUGUUAAGGGAUAACAAAGGAUGGGAGUACAGGUUUGGAAGCUCAUUUGUGAUUUACAAGACAUUGGCACUGCUCAUAAUGUGCAAGUCAGGCACUAAAUUUGUUAUUUCAUAGUUUCCUUGAAUCUUGUUUUUCCUCAAGUUUCCUGACGACUACAGCGAUGUUGGUUCAUAUUUUCAUUUCUUCCAAUAAACAUUAUCAAAUGUUUUCUCUGUUGUAUUCAAACCAUGAAAUUAUGUAAACAUUCUAAACCUCAUUUGGGGUGGGAAUUUAUUAUUUUAAACUUUGUUGAAAGCCAUUUGGUUUUGUUAAUUUUUCUGCCUCCAAACCUCAGAAAUUGGUCCUGGAAGUAGGGUUUCGUCUGAAGACAGUGCGCUCCUUGCAUAGAAUCUUGUAUGAACUGGAGUAAAUUAUUAAAACAAUGUGUUAAUAUUGGA
Messenger RNA from Acanthaster planci (crown-of-thorns starfish), 3301 nucleotides. It is a transcript of the gene mmadhc, whose product is annotated as metabolism of cobalamin associated D. NCBI's taxonomy places the organism in Eukaryota, Metazoa, Echinodermata, Asteroidea, Valvatida, Acanthasteridae. The record is from RefSeq and is a predicted model, not a curated record. Gene Ontology annotation, cellular component: mitochondrion. Gene Ontology annotation, biological process: cobalamin metabolic process.